UCUAACCUCUGCUUUUGAAUAACUUAUUCUCAAUAAAACAGCAGUCUAUGCGUUAGCUAACCGUUCAUCUCAUGUUGUUACAAUUUCACAGAUGUUGCUUGUAUUAUUUGCCACAAUAAUUCUGUUCAUACCGGCCAUGAUAAUGACUUCACAAUCUCCUCAGGGAGUCUACUUUGAAAUAAAAGAAAACAGUUUUCUUUCUGCUGAUACUCAGUGGGAUGCCAAAGCUGACUCUUUACAGACCUGUUCGUUGCUGUGUGCGAGGGAAGCUGGUUGUGAAAGUGCAAAUUUCUUGGAAAACCAAAGAUCCUGUUUACUCCUUGGAAAAGAACAAACUCAUCUGACAGGAAAACUUUCAAAACGAGAGGGAUCCUUCUAUGUGAGAAAGAAUAAGCUUCCAGGAAUCUCCAGUUCAUUGGUUUCCUCGUGCCAGAACCUUCGCAACCAACUCCCCUCUCUUGCCUCUGGUGGUUAUUGGAUUAAUCCAGAUGAUGGAUCCCAGGACAAGGCUUUCAGGGCUUACUGUGACAUGGAAACAGAUAGAGGGGGCUGGACUCUAGUGUAGAGCUAUAAAUUCACUGAUUACAAUAAUUUUUCUUCGGCUACAAAUGCGGUCACACCGAGGCCAAACUGGCAGGUGAACUCUGAUGCUAACGUGCC
Molecule: messenger RNA, 660 nt
Organism: Stylophora pistillata
Lineage: Eukaryota; Metazoa; Cnidaria; Anthozoa; Scleractinia; Pocilloporidae
Source: RefSeq, a predicted model, not a curated record